Equus caballus (horse) is the source of this 1709-nucleotide messenger RNA. NCBI's taxonomy places the organism in Eukaryota, Metazoa, Chordata, Mammalia, Perissodactyla, Equidae. The record is from RefSeq and is a predicted model, not a curated record.
AUUCAGUGUUCUUUGCAUUGGGAAAGUUUUCUGAAUAGAGGAAGAAUCCUGAAGUAGUUAAUUGUUUGUCUUACCCCUUGUUCGUAGGAAUCAUGGAUCAUGGCAACCACACAUGGACCCAGAAUUUUAUCCUUAAUGGUUUCACUACCACUGGAACUCUGCGACUUCUUGCAUUCUCAGGGACCCUGUGCAUCUAUCUGCUCACCCUGGCAGGGAACUUGUUCAUCAUUGUCCUCAUUCAAGCAGAUUCUGGACUAUCCACACCCAUGUACUUCUUCAUCAGUGUCCUCUCCUUCUUGGAACUCUGGUAUGUCAGCACCACAGUGCCCACACUGCUGCAUACCUUGCUCCAUGGACAUUCACCCAUCUCAUCAGCUGUGUGCUUCAUCCAGUUAUAUGUCUUCCAUUCCUUGGGCAUGACUGAGUGUUAUCUGUUGGGUGUCAUGGCGUUGGACCGCUACUUUGCCAUCUGUCGCCCACUCCACUACCAUGUGCUCAUGAGCAGGCAGAUACAGUUAUGGCUAGCAGGGACCACUUGGGUGGCUGGCUUCUCAGCUGCACUUGUGCCAGCCAGCCUCACAGUCUCUCUGCCCUUCUGUUUAAAAGAGGUGGCCCAUUACUUUUGUGACCUGGCCCCACUAAUGCGAUUGGCGUGUGUGGACACAAGCUGGCAUACUCAGGUCCAUGGGGCAAUAAUUGGUGUGGCCACUGGGUGCAACUUUGUGCUCAUUUUAGGACUCUAUGGGGGUAUCCUGAGAGCUGUGCUGAAGCUGCCCUCAGCUGCCAGCCGUGCCAAGGCCUUCUCUACCUGUUCCUCCCACAUAACUGUAGUGGCACUCUUUUACGCUUCUGCCUUCACAGUGUAUGUGGGGCCACCUAGGAGUCACCCUGAAGGCACAGACAAACAUAUUGCUUUGGUAUAUGCCCUUCUUACUCCUUUCCUCAAUCCUAUCAUCUAUACCCUUCGCAACAGGGAGGUGAAGGAGGCCAUGAAGAGGAUCACUGUCAGGAUCAGGACUAUUUUGAAGGAAUGCUGACAAUCUUUAUUGUCAUAGCCCAGCUUCCCGGUAACUGCAGGAAUCAGCCAGUUGGUUAGUUGAUCAUCUGGUCAGAGUUAAAGUAAAUGCCAGUGAAAUAAUCAGUCAACUCAUUUGUCAAACAUGCUGCAAACACUUACUCAGGAAGAGAUGGUCCUGGAUUAAUCAGAGUUUGAAUAUGUACAGAGAAAGGAGAUAUGUCUUUGAUUUCACCCCAAUCCAAAGGGGAGAGAAAUGUGACAAAGGAGGAAAAUAACAGAGACACAGCACAAAUGGUUUUGCUGAACUUAUAACUUAGAGAGACAGUGUAAUACUGAGACAAAGAAGAAAAACUAAAGGUGAGAGUGGGGGCUUUUGUCAAGAUAGGAUUUCCAGAGAAGGAUUGAAAAGGUGAAAAACAUGUUUGGAAAAAAGAGACUAAAAUUCUAACUUGCCUAGGUUUCAGAUGUGAAACAGUGAGCCGUGGGGAGAAAGCUUAGUAUAGUGGAAUCCAGUGAUCUGGGGUUAUCAUAUGAUCAAAGGUAGCUCAGGGGAGGAGAGAACAGUUCCACCAGGCAGGAGGCUGGAAGCUAGAGAUAAUAAUUUACUCUCUAAUGGGGAAAGAGAAAAGUAUUGGAUGAAGGUGUUGUCUGAGUUCUCUUCUAAUAUCAUGGAAUACACCUUUGAAAUCAU